AUGAAUUCAAAUGGCGAGACAAAAAGCAUACAAAAUGCCUGCUUCAUCGGUGCAGGAUAUGUAGGCGCAUUGACAGCCAUCGUGCUCGCAAUGAAUAAUCCCAGCAUUCAAUUCCGUGUGGUCGAUAAAGAUCCACGCCAAAUAGCUGCGUGGAAUUCAGACAAUCUGCCUAUUUAUGAGCCGGGGUUGGAAGAUGUAUUUUUUGACGAUGUUGGAAAAUCAGAACAAAAUGGAGAUUCCAGACGACGAAAGUUGGAGAAUAUCUCUUUUUCCACUGAUAUAAAUGGCUACAUUACUACAGCUGAUAUGAUAUUUUUAUGCGUUGAUACUCCAGCCGAUAUGACAUCUCCAGAAAGCGAUGAGAUAAAAGGGCUCAACCUGACCAAUCUAGAAGCUGCUGUUAAAGCAAUAGCGAAGGCAUCAACAGGACAUAAAAUUAUUGUACAAAAAAGUACAGCACCAUGCGGCAUUGUCCAUCGGAUCUGGGAUAUCCUAGAAAAGACAUCAUCACCAUCGGCAUCCUUUGAUAUAUUAUCAAAUCCAGAAUUCCUGGCUCAGGGCAGCGCUAUUCACAAUCUCUUACAUCCUAACAGAGUCGUCCUCGGCCAUAUCAUGUCAAAUAGUACGGACUCUUCAUCCAACUCUCUAUCAGCUCUCAAAAACCUAUAUACAUGGAUCCCCACAGACCGCAUCAUCACAACAGAUGCCUGGUCAUCCGAGCUCGGCAAGAUCGCCUCCAACGCCUUCAUCGCCCAGCGAAUAAGCAGCAUCAACUCCAUCAGUGCAAUCUGCGAAUCCACAAACGCCAACAUCUCCGACAUCUCACAAAUAGUCGCUACAGAACCACGAAUAGGCCCACAGUCUCUCCGUGCAGGCUUCGGAUUUGGUGGGUCCUGUCUGAGGAAAGACGUGUGCUGUUUGAUUUAUCUUGCGAGGGAAUUGGGGCUGGAUGAGGUGGCGGACUACUGGCGGGCGGUGAUUAAGCUGAAUGACUUUCAGAAUAGGCGGAUUGCGAGUCGUGUUCUGGAAUGUUUACCAGCAGAGUUGGGGGAGAGGAAGGUGGCUGUGCUGGGAUUUGCGUUCAAAAAGGAUACGAUCGAUACGAGGAAUUCGACUGCGAUUGAGUUUAUUCGGGAUCUGGUGCGACGGGGGGUGUGUGUUGCUGUUUAUGAUCCUCGAGUACCGAAGGGACAUAUUGAACGGGCUUUACAGUUUCUCGGAAAUGAAGCUGCUAAUAUUACAAUAGCAGACAGCGUGGAUAUGGCAUGUAUGGGGUGUAAUGCCAUUAUCCUCCAUACAAAUUGGGAUGAAUUCCGUGACAUUUCAUGGAAAGAUACUGCCAGUCAGAUGAAAGAUCCACGGCUGUUAUUAGAUCCAUGUGAAGCAUUGCAUCAUGAUGUUAUGCGAAAGUAUGGAUUUAACGUGUUAGAGGUUGGAAAAAGACAUGUAUGA
Molecule: messenger RNA, 1452 nt
Organism: Aspergillus wentii DTO 134E9
Lineage: Eukaryota; Fungi; Ascomycota; Eurotiomycetes; Eurotiales; Aspergillaceae
Exons: 4
Coding region: 1-1452 (483 amino acids)
Biological process (GO): polysaccharide biosynthetic process; glycosaminoglycan biosynthetic process
Cellular component (GO): nucleus; cytosol
Molecular function (GO): UDP-glucose 6-dehydrogenase activity; NAD binding
Source: RefSeq, a predicted model, not a curated record